AUGGCAGAGCCAGAGUCGGACACGGCGCGGCAAGCCGUGCGGCGUCCCAUUGCGCGUCUCGACCCCGACGUGGUGAACCGGAUAGCGGCCGGAGAGAUUAUACACCGCCCCUCGAAUGCGCUGAAAGAAUUGCUGGAAAAUAGCCUGGAUGCGGGGGCAACACAAAUCAAGAUCACGCUGCAGGACGGUGGCUUGAAACUGCUCCAGAUCCAGGACAAUGGCAAGGGCAUCCCUGUGGACGACAUGCCACUGCUAUGUGAGCGCUUUGCAACGUCCAAGCUGCGCUCGUAUGAAGAUCUCGCCAACAUGGCGACGUUUGGUUUCCGUGGCGAGGCACUGGCGAGCAUCAGCUUUGUCUCAGCCUCUGUCACGGCCGUGAGCAAGACGCGCGACGAGGACAUUGCGUACCGCGCGUCCUACUUUGCUGGUGAGCUCCUCCCUCCUGCGCCAGGCCAGGCUGCGGAGCCAAAGCCGUGCGCAGGGACCGAUGGCACGACCAUCACGGCACAGGACCUCUUUUUCAAUGCGCCGCAGCGGAAAAAGGUAUUCAAGUCGCUCUCGGACGAGUACAAUCGGGCGCUCGACGUGGCGACCAAGUAUGCGAUUCACUAUGGUCAUAUGGGCGUCGGCAUUUCGUGCAAAAAGGCCGCGGCGCAGUCUCUCGACCUCAACACGCCCAGCGACCCAAAACAGACAACGCUGGAUGUGAUCCGGCAUGUGCAUGGCGCGACGCUCGCUCGGGAUCUCAUGCACCUCGACACACUACAGAGCGACACGUUUGGGUGCACCGUCGAGGGGUGGGUCAGUAAUGCGAAUUGGGCGUCGAAGAAGACGACCUUUUUGUGCUUUAUCAACAACCGCCUAGUCGAUUGCCCCAGCCUGAAGCGCUCGCUGGAGUCAAUGUACGCACUACUACUUCCGAAAGGCCGGCAUCCGUGGAUGUACCUUGCACUCUCCAUUGCGCCCGACCGGAUUGACGUGAAUGUGCACCCCACAAAGCAGGAAGUGCAUUUCCUGGACGAGGACGAGAUUGUCGAGUGGAUCACGUUGCGUGUGCAAGAUCUCGUCUCACAGCACAGCUCGUGCCGCGUCUAUUCGACACAGCGCACGUCGGCGAUGGGCGUCACAACCUCGGAACAGACUGUGCAAGUGCUUGGCCCGCGGCACGAUCGUGCGGAUCCCCGGCACUUGGUGCGUGUGGACCACCAAGCCCAAUCACUCGAUGCCAUGCUCAGUAAACCUGAUACGGCCAAGACACAGACCGAGCGCAUUGCAGAGAGCGCGUGUGAACUCACCAGCAUCCAAGAGCUGCGCCAGACCAUUGUGGACGACCGCCAUGUCGGUCUAACCGAGGUCGUGCAGAACCACAAGUUUGUCGGCGUCGUCGACCGCGAGCAAGCGCUGUCUCUGCUGCAGCAUGGAACACAGCUGUAUCUUGUGCGGCACUCUGCAGUUAUUGAGGCAUUUGCAUACCAGCUUGCACUGCGGCAAUUCGCCGCAUAUACACCCGUGACACUCCACCCUGCGCCGUCCCUAGCGGAACUCAUUGGCCUUGGCUACGAUGCAGAGGACGCCGACGACGAAAAGGCCGCGCUGGGCCUUUCCCGCGACCAAGUGGUGGCGAAAAUCUACGAUACCUUGAUGGAGCGAGCCGAGAUGCUGGAGGAGUACUUUGCCAUCCGUCUCAAUGCUGAAAAUGGCACCGUUGAAACGCUGCCUGCGCUCCUCCCCCGGCACGGCGCACUGGGCCUGUCCCUUGAGCGCCUGCCCGCCCUCUUUUUCCGCCUCGGUCCCCAAGUCGACUGGACGGACGAAAAAUCGUGCUUGGACGGCGUUUGUCGCGAGCUGGCCUAUGCCCACGUCCCCUCCCCCCGCCCUGUUGCGGAGAGUGACGAUGCAUGGGCCAUCCAGCACGUGUGGUUCGCCAACUUGCUUGCGUCGCGCGGCCGCAUGAUCGUGCCCAAGUCGCUUGAGGACAACGACUUUGUGCAAGUCGCGAGCCUCCCGGACCUUUAUCGCGUCUUUGAGCGAUGCUAG
This is a messenger RNA of Malassezia japonica, 2037 nucleotides long. It is a transcript of the gene mlh1, whose product is annotated as DNA mismatch repair protein Mlh1. Gene Ontology annotation, molecular function: ATP-dependent DNA damage sensor activity; mismatched DNA binding; ATP binding. Gene Ontology annotation, biological process: mismatch repair. The coding region runs from base 1 to 2037 and encodes 678 amino acids. Gene Ontology annotation, cellular component: MutLalpha complex. The transcript is spliced from 3 exons. The record is from RefSeq and is a predicted model, not a curated record. Lineage: Eukaryota; Fungi; Basidiomycota; Malasseziomycetes; Malasseziales; Malasseziaceae.